Messenger RNA from Neofelis nebulosa (Clouded leopard), 5712 nucleotides. RefSeq names its product calcium voltage-gated channel auxiliary subunit beta 2 (gene CACNB2). Gene Ontology annotation, biological process: calcium ion transmembrane transport; chemical synaptic transmission; neuromuscular junction development. Gene Ontology annotation, cellular component: voltage-gated calcium channel complex. Gene Ontology annotation, molecular function: high voltage-gated calcium channel activity; protein binding. The coding region runs from base 983 to 2833 and encodes 616 amino acids. The record is from RefSeq and is a predicted model, not a curated record. The transcript has 13 exons. Lineage: Eukaryota; Metazoa; Chordata; Mammalia; Carnivora; Felidae.
UCCGUCUGGUGAAGAGAAGGACCACAGCAUGGUGUUGUUCCAGUCGCCUGGUGUGGCUUGCUGAGGGAGAAGGCAGAGGUCCGCCUGUAUAAUCCGAUUUCAUCAACUCACACUAAUCACUACUGAUAGUAGCAAAAUUUAGCCUGGAUCUGCUUGGUUAAUCUAGAUUGACAGGAGGUAAAAGAAAAGGGACGCAAGGACACAGAAACAAAGGGAGGCGAGCCAACACUGAUUUCCAGCCUUGCUCUUCCAUCUGGGGCUUCUAAAUUGUUCCCCCCCGGGGCUUCUAUUUUUCUUACCUUAUAAACAAAUGUUGCUGGUUGUUAGGAGACCAGCCUUUGCACGGAGCAGUUUUAGCCACAACAGGUGCACUGUGAGUCUCCGGGACCGCGGAGAGAGCAGUUCCUCCGUGAGGCUGCGCAGAAGGUACUUACAGGUACACAUUGUACCUGAGACUAUGUAUUAUUUAUUGAAACUGAGCUCUGCAUUCUCUUUCUCCUCUGGGCAGCCCUGGAGCCGGGCGCCUCCUAAAAUGGAUGCCACCAGCAGCUAACCUUGCAAGGUCUCCUAAGUGCUUACUUUCACUCUUUCCCUUGCUAGUGAUUGCAAGCCCUCGCCGGCAGGCUUUCCAUUUAAGCUUGGGGAGCAACCGGGAAUUGCACUUCAGCAGCCGAGGGAGGAAUUCCUCUGUGAUUUUGGACUUUUCCACAUGGAUUCAGGUGUUAUUUUUUUAAGGAAGUAGCCCACUGCGGAUUUUUGCGGCUGUAGAGAAGAUACACAUGUUGCGGCUCCCGCCUCCACAUACGGAGUGAUUAAAGUAGUGAUCUGUUAUGUGUGUGUUCACAUGCUUAGUCCUGAGAAGAAGAAUGGGUUACCUGAAGGUCAUCUUCGUGGUUACUUAUGACAUCCGUGUCUGGCAAACCAGGCAACUUUUUGCAUUUGGGUGACGAAGACAUUUGGAAUAUACUCCGUUGGAUUUUCCAUGUUGGUGAAACUGUUUUUGGCCACCUCCAUACUGCAGGUUGCCAUGCUAAAACCACCUAAGGGUAAAAAUGUCUCCUGGGGUUCGGCAGACUCCUACACCAGCCGUCCGUCCGACUCAGAUGUUUCUUUGGAGGAAGAUCGGGAGGCGGUACGCAGGGAAGCAGAGCGACAGGCCCAGGCCCAGUUGGAAAAAGCAAAGACAAAGCCCGUUGCAUUUGCUGUUCGGACAAAUGUCAGCUAUAGUGCAGCCCACGAAGAUGAUGUUCCAGUGCCAGGCAUGGCCAUCUCCUUCGAAGCAAAAGAUUUUCUGCAUGUUAAGGAAAAAUUUAACAAUGACUGGUGGAUAGGGCGAUUGGUUAAAGAAGGCUGUGAAAUCGGAUUCAUUCCAAGCCCAGUCAAACUAGAAAAUAUGAGACUACAGCAUGAACAGAGAGCCAAGCAAGGGAAAUUCUACUCCAGUAAAUCAGGAGGAAAUUCAUCAUCCAGUUUGGGUGACAUAGUACCUAGUUCCAGAAAAUCUACACCUCCAUCGUCCGCUAUAGACAUAGAUGCUACUGGCUUAGAUGCAGAAGAAAAUGAUAUUCCAGCAAACCACCGCUCCCCCAAACCCAGUGCAAACAGUGUAACGUCACCCCACUCCAAAGAGAAAAGAAUGCCCUUCUUUAAGAAGACAGAGCACACUCCUCCUUAUGACGUGGUACCUUCCAUGCGACCCGUGGUCUUGGUGGGCCCAUCUCUGAAGGGCUAUGAGGUCACAGAUAUGAUGCAAAAAGCAUUGUUUGAUUUUUUAAAACACAGAUUUGAAGGGCGGAUAUCCAUCACAAGGGUCACGGCUGACAUCUCGCUCGCCAAGCGCUCAGUGUUAAACAAUCCCAGCAAGCAUGCAAUAAUAGAAAGAUCUAACACAAGGUCAAGCUUAGCGGAAGUUCAGAGUGAAAUCGAAAGGAUUUUUGAACUUGCAAGAACAUUGCAACUGGUAGUCCUUGACGCAGAUACUAUUAAUCAUCCAGCUCAACUUAGUAAAACUUCCUUGGCCCCCAUUAUAGUAUACGUAAAGAUUUCUUCUCCUAAGGUUUUACAAAGGUUAAUAAAAUCUCGGGGGAAAUCUCAAGCCAAACACCUCAAUGUCCAGAUGGUAGCAGCAGACAAACUGGCUCAGUGUCCUCCGGAGCUGUUUGACGUGAUCCUGGACGAGAACCAGCUGGAGGAUGCUUGUGAGCACCUUGCCGACUAUCUGGAGGCCUACUGGAAGGCCACCCACCCCCCCAGCAGCCAUCUCCCCAACCCUCUCCUUAGCCGGACUUUAGCUACUUCGACUCUGCCUACUAGCCCCACUCAAGCCUCUAAUUCACAGGGUUCUCAAGGAGAUCCGAGGACUGCGCGCUCUGCUCCUGCCCGUUCCGCCUCCCAAGCUGAAGAAGAGCCCUGCCUGGAACCCGUCAAGAAACCCCACCACCGUUCUUCGUCCUCCGCCCAGCACCACGGCCAUCGUGGUGGCACGAGUCGAGGCCUCUCCAGGCAGGAGACGUUUGACUCGGAAACCCAGGAGAGUCGAGACUCCGCCUACGUGGAGCCGAAGGAAGACUACCCCCCCGAACACGGGGACCGCUGCGCCCCACACCGCGACCACAACCACAGAGAGGAGCCCCACGGGAGCAGCGAGCACAGACACAGGGAAGCCCGACACCGUGCCGGGGACCCGGAUCGAGAGCAGGACCACGGCGAGUGCAACAAACAGCGCGGCCGGCAUAAAUCCAAGGACCGCUCCUGUGACAAGGAUGGAGAAGGCAGAGCCCGGAAGCGGAACGAGGCUGGGGAGUGGAGCAGGGACGUUUACAUCCGCCAGUGACGUCUGCCCUCUUGCGUGUUUGUUCUUGUUUUUUUUGAAGUCUUGUGUGACACCAUCGUCAGACUAAACCUCCGGGGUCUACAUUGCAGUCAGAUGUGAUCUGUCUUGUAUACUCUGUAUUGCUGUUGCUUGAAUAGCAAUAGCGUGAUUGAUAAGGAGCAUUAACGUACCUUUUUUUCCCUUUUGCAAGCGCUACGUAAGUUGGCCUCGUAUGGCUGCAGUGCCCCGGUUGUGUACUGGACUCUUCAAAAACUGUUUGGGAUAGCUGCCACUUGAACAAAAUCUGUUGCCACCCCGGUGGCUUUAGUAUGUUAAGAAACAUAGUUGAUGUUUUCAAAAAUGUAGUUAAUGUAUCCAGCAAGCCAGAAUUGGCCCAGAUAAAAGUGGAAUUUCCUGAUUCUCCAGAUUUUUAAUAUGUAGGCACCAGAUCUGCAUACUCAUUUAUCCACGGACCACUGUUUCUUGCUUGUACCUCUGGCUGACUAAAUUUGGGGACAGAUUCAGUCUUGCCUUACACAAAGGGGAUCAUAAAGUUAGAAUCUAUUUUCUAUGUACUAGUACUGUGUACUGUAUAGUUUGUAAAUGUUAUUUCUGCAAACACCUUCUUAUGAUAAUUAUAUAUAUAAUAUAUAAAUAUAUAUAUAUAUAUAUAUAUAUAUAUAUAUAUAUCAGUUUGAUCACACUAUUUUAGAGUCUUAAUGCCAAGUCAGCAGAUUUGCUUUAUGAAUUACAGGGACUAGAGAUGCCCACCUUCAGGAAAUUUGUUAUAUCGUCUAGACACCUACCCCCGUUCUCGUAGAAGGUCUGUACAUACUGUAAAUACGCGUGAUUGCUUGACUUGAUUUCUGAAUGUUUUACCAUCCUUGUAAGUUUAUAACUUUGACCAUAAAUUAUGGUAAAUAUAACCAAACUCCAAAGGUUGUUCUAAUCCAUGCAGUUCACACCGAUUGUGACAAACACGUUCUGAGUAGUUAGUGUCUUAUGUCGCUGCACUGGACUUGACGAGCCGGACCUCUCUGUGUGCAAGUGCGUCUGUGUGUAAGAGCGGUACGAGUGUGCACGAGUGACUGAGAUGGACCCGAGUGCCGAAGACUCGAGACUGAUGACCUAGAAUUCUACCCACCUGGCUUUGUAUUUAAUUGUGUUACGUGUCGCUUUAAUAAUCCGUUGAGCAGUCAGGGAAUGUGAGGAAGCUCGCUGCCAAAGGUGACUAGGAAGGCAUCCAUGUGCUGGCUCCUUGUGUUUGCUCCUAGAGUAAGAACACAGGCAACUUUUAACUGUGAGUGUUUCACUGGAAAUGUACAAUCUUUGUGUGUUUGAGUAUUUGUUUUAGUGAGAAAUGUUUACACAGCUUGUAGAAUUAUUUCGUGGGAAAAUAAAUUUUUCUAACUUCUCCCACCUCCUUUUGUAAACCUUGCCUAUCGUUCCUGUGGUCUAUCUCCCCCAGAUUUACCCUUCAUUCUGUUCCUUACCACCAACUCCAACACGUCCAGUGUCCGUCAAAACCCAGAAGUGCUUCUUACAACCAAAGUUUCUGCUCUUCAGAAGUAAUCAGGGCAAAAGGAGGGGACUUGAAGCGAACAAAACAUUAAGAGUAUCUUCCUAUGUUAGACACCUGCUCUGAAGGGGAGCCCGGAAGAUGCUGUUCUCCACGCGUCAAAGAUAGCACUGUCAGCAGCUCACAGUGUGGUUGCCACGCUAAGGCUAAAACCUUCUCCGUGUCACUUAUGUGUCCACUUUGUCCAGUUAUGACUGGACAGGUAAGACAGUAUUAGGUGUGCAAGUACCUAGCACCUGAAGUUUGUCCCUGGAAAAGGCCCAUCUAUAAUUGCCUAACUUCAGAUCUACACAUUGUAAAAUUAUUAUUAAGUGGGUUCAUCUAGUUUUGUUCUGCUUCUUUGAUUAUUCCAGGUUCUUGCCAAAUAUUCUUGGAGCUUUAUAUGUAAAACUGUUUCACAUUUAACUCCUUAUUUCCCUCCCUGCACAAAAAAACUCAGUUUUACAAAUGAGUUACACUUUAAGGGUUUUACUAAAACCCGCUAAUGGAAGAAACAUUUUCCUCAGAAUUAAUCUUUUUGUUAAUUAGCUCUGUACUGUUGACAAAUUUAUUUACUGAAGAUAAAAACGGUAGUCGUAAACAUUUUUGAUGUAAAAUAUCCGUAUCAUUGGGAAACCAUAUUCCAGUUACAGUUACCUGUAUAAAAUAUUUCUGAACUUUCAUCCCGGUUAAUGACUUUGGAAUAUUUAAAUUCUUGAAAUAUAACUGGUAUUUAUCUUACUUGCUGCUACCACUAAUCUUUCAAUGAGUCAUGCCAACAGAUUCCGGUUUUAAAAUUUGUAUCUGGAUUCUUAAUUUUUCACUUUACUGUGAAACAUAGUAGUCCAAAUCAGAGUAUUCCUCAAAAGAACUAUAUUGCAGGAUUUGACAUGAACAUCUAUAUGUGCAUAAACAGUGUGUUCUAAAUUUGUAAAUGAAGAAAUAAUCCCAAGGGCAAUGGGAGAUUUACUGACUUGUGGAAUGUAAAAUUAGUCUCUUCACUCAGCAAAGGCUUAAUCUUAACCUACUCAGUUGUAGAAUCAUGAUCUUUGUAGUCGACCUAGAAAAUGCUGGAAAUGUCCUUAAUAGUGUUUAUUGUCAAAUCCGUUUCAGUUUUUCCUAUGCUCUUUCUCUACUGCUCAUUUAAGUUACUGUUACAAAAAGGUGCUGCUAAAUGUAGGAUGUCUUAGUCAUACUGUACUUUGGGACAAUGCCACAUUUUUAACAUGGUCUGCUAUGCAUUCCUGUUAAACAUUCACUGUCAGCUACACUGAACUGUUCAACAAAUCUGGUUUAAAGUCAUUCAUAUAAAACAAAUAAAGAGCUGGCUUUCUGCACUGUU